CAUACCCAAACUAGUCAGAUCUCUUCUUACUGCUCUAUAGCUGUACGGGACCCACUCUUCUCCCUUCCUACUGUUCUAUCCUUCUUCUUCCCUUCUAUUUAUUAUGCUCUUUCCUCCGCCAUUUUUCAUACACGAUUUAUUAUAAGAGUAACAUAAGAAAACCCCUAGAAUGAAACAUGGUUGGUCUCAGCGUAGUGCUCGAAGUUCAGAAGCCUUGUAUCAAUAAAAAGACACCUCAAGUCAUUAACAAAACCACCAUUCUGUCUACCACCACCACCCACAGAAAACCAGCCCUUCCUCCUUCUCCUUUUCAGUCCCCCACUUUUCUAGAUCAAUGCUUUCUCUGUGGGAAGACACUCUCGCCAGGGAAAGAUAUCUACAUGUACAAAGGGGACAGGGCAUUUUGCAGCGUGGAGUGCAGAUGCAAGCAGAUUUUUUGGGACGAGGAAGAAGCUAUUAAGAAAGAGAAGUGUUCUUUGGCUGCAAUGAGGCCGACGUCGUCUUCGUAAUCAUCUUCUUCGAGUUCACGUCAUCACCGGAAAGAAACAAGAAACCGUGGUGUUGGGUUUUUUUAAGGAAGAAAUGAUGAGAAACGGGAGGAUUGUAAUUUUUUGCACUCGCAUUCCAGUUUUACCCACUAUUUAUUUUGUUAAUGACGGCAGAGGGCUUGUCCUUUUUGCUUCCUAGUAUGAAGCCAAAAUGUCCUUUCAGCUUUUUAUUUUUUGGGGUCCAACUUCUGGCUGUGCCAACGCUGAGACCUGAUGAGGGGUGGCAUUGCGAUGCUUUCGUUCUGUUGCUCAGAAACCGAACCCACACAGAAACACUUCCAUGUUUUGUCUUUUAUUUCAUUUUUAGUUGCUGACAGUUGGAAGGGUAUUUCUGGCAUCUUAUCAUGGUUGCUUUCUGAAAUCAAGCAAGUCCUAUUAGUCUUCCUUGUUAAUCAAAACUUAAACUCAUUGUUUAAUGGGUAUACGAAGCAAUUGGGUUGGAUGGUCAUGGUCAUAGAAAGUGAUGGUGCACUUAUACUUGCAACAAAACCAAUUUGCAAUGUGAAUUUCUGAAGUGAUUUUGAGAAGGGUAAUUAAUUAAGCUUAAAAUCAGUUCUUAAUAGACUGAACUGAAAUAUUAAUAGUGGAAGGUGAUUGAUUAAUUGACAGUGAGUGGAUUAUCCUUGGGGGUUGUGGCAUGAAAGAGCGGUGAUUGUUUUUAAGCAAAAUGACAAUGGAAUACAGUGAUCAAGUUUCCAUGCAUUUGUGAAGUUGUCGGGGUAAGUACGAAUGCCACAUUUGUAGUUAGGUAUGCAAUGUUUCACAUUUCUAGCUAUCUCUCUCAGGUGCUCAUGGAACGCGUAUACUAUGCUACCACGCU
This is a messenger RNA of Vigna umbellata (rice bean), 1368 nucleotides long. Its product is annotated as FCS-Like Zinc finger 15-like. Lineage: Eukaryota; Viridiplantae; Streptophyta; Magnoliopsida; Fabales; Fabaceae. The record is from RefSeq and is a predicted model, not a curated record.